AUGGACAUGGAGUGGGAACAUGUGGGUCCAGAAGAUAGGACCUCUCUUCGCCAGCUUCUGCUCCGCAGUACAGGUCUCCUGGAGGUUGACUGGAUUGGUUUCUGGAUUUUAGUCCUAUCUGUCCCAUUACUUGUGGCUGAUGUCAGGUCUACAUGAGAUUCUCCACCUUGUGAACCUCAAGGACCCCCAGGACCUCCAGGGGCCAGAGGUCCUCAAGGGCCAUCUGGUCUUGCAGGACCCCAAGGUGCACCAGAACCAGUAGGAAAACCUGGGUUACCUGGAGAUGUUGAAAAGUGCCCAUCUCUACCACAAUCUGCCUUUUCUGUAAAGCUGAGUGGGCCCCUUCCUGAGCCCUCCAAGCCCAUUGUCUUCCAGGAGGCUCUGUACAACCAUCAGGGCCACUUUGACCUGGCCACUGGACUGUUCACCUGCACUGUCCCUGGUGUAUACAACUUUGGCUUUGACAUUGGACUGUUUGAGAAUGCUGUCAAGGUGGGGCUCAUAAAGAAUGGCAUCCAGGUGAGGAACAAACAAGCAGAGGCCAAGGACAGCUAUGAGCAAGUCUCAGGAAGUUCUAUCUUGCAGCUAGAAAAAGGGGACAGGGUCUGGCUGGAAUCUAAGCUGGACAAAACAGAAUCUGAAAAAGGAACUACUCAAACUGUGUUCUAUGGGUUUUUGCUCAGUGGAAAUUCAGCCUGGGUAUAG
Molecule: messenger RNA, 705 nt
Organism: Trichechus manatus latirostris (Florida manatee)
Lineage: Eukaryota; Metazoa; Chordata; Mammalia; Sirenia; Trichechidae
Product: protein HP-25 homolog 1-like
Exons: 3
Molecular function (GO): protein binding
Source: RefSeq, a predicted model, not a curated record